UUGGAGCUAGAUGGGGUUGCCAUCUCCUACAAUGCGUCGAUCCGAGAGUAUAACCGGGGCCGAGCAGGGUACGUAGCUGAUGCCUUGGAGCAACCCCUACUCCUUCCUCGGGAUAUGGAGGCCUACAGGCGGUUCUCUCAGCCCGAGAUUUUCUUAUCCCUCAAAAGGGAUCUCGUGAUGAUUACUCAGCAGGUAUUUAUGGCGGAGGAGUUUUGUCGUGAUAAUCGCAGUCGGGCUGAGGCUGAGACUCAGUCUCGGACGGAGAUGGAGAAAGCCUUGGGGUCCCUCAAGCACGAUCACCUUGAACUCACGGAGAAGUUCAAGGAGUCGGAGAAACGGCGCAAGAGUGUAGAGGCCGGUUUGAAAAGUGCUGAGACCCAGGUGGAGGAACAGCGCAAAGAGCUGUACGCGACCCAGAUCAACCUUGCCACCGAGAAGCAGGCAAUGCUGGAUCUCAAGAUUGCCCUGCAAAAAGUCGAGGAUGAGCUGCGGCGAGUCAAAAAGGAGGCUCAGCUGAUCCGAGAGGCUGCAGAGGCUGAAAAGAGUGCUUCUCGCCAGCUCGGGGUCCAAGAAACGGAGGCCAGGCUAUCCGAGGAGAUCCCCGAGGUGUGCAGGGACUACUGCAGCAUCUCAUGGGCUCAUGCCCUUGAUGCUGCAGGAAUUCCUGGGGAUUCGGUGCUGAGAUUGCCCGAGAACAUCUUCUAUCCUCAGGAGAUCCGAGAGAAUCCUGAUGGCGCCCAAGCGGCUUCGGAGCAGGAUCUGGCGGUGCCUGAUGCCGUCCCUGUGCCUGAUAAAGCGAAGGAUCCUGCCACGGACCCUACCAUCGAGGCUCCUCCUCCUCAGCCAGAGCAGAAAGAAGAUCCUCCUGCUAAGGCUUAA
Messenger RNA from Quercus robur (English oak), 879 nucleotides. RefSeq lists its product as uncharacterized. The record is from RefSeq and is a predicted model, not a curated record. The transcript has 2 exons. Bases 115 to 879 code for a protein of 254 amino acids. NCBI's taxonomy places the organism in Eukaryota, Viridiplantae, Streptophyta, Magnoliopsida, Fagales, Fagaceae.